Molecule: messenger RNA, 1736 nt
Organism: Sipha flava (yellow sugarcane aphid)
Lineage: Eukaryota; Metazoa; Arthropoda; Insecta; Hemiptera; Aphididae
Gene: fidipidine
Product: coiled-coil domain-containing protein 93
Exons: 12
Coding region: 151-1713 (520 amino acids)
Biological process (GO): Golgi to plasma membrane transport
Source: RefSeq, a predicted model, not a curated record
UAAGCGUUACGUAAUUUCGGAAGAUAAGUAUUUCAAAUCCAAUAUAAGUACUUUUGUCCGGUUCGAUGUCACCGCGUCGCCGAUAGUCCGUCGACUUACUAUCGUCUAUAGUAUUUACAACAAAAGUGCUAAUACAUAAUUUUGUUAGUAAUGUCGAUGAAGGAAGCAUUCAAGCCUAAAAGCUUAAAGAUAUCUUCAACGUUCAUCGAUGCUGACGGCAGAGAAAAACAGAUUGAAACUAGGGAAGAUGAAGAACAGUUGCAGAAAUUACAAGAAAUAAUUGAUUUGUUGAUUGCAGCUGGUUACUUUCGAGCUAGAAUCAAAGGUCUAUCUCCAUUUGACAAAAUUGUUGGAGGUCUUACAUGGUGCAUAGAUAACUGUAAUGUUGAUUUGGAUAUUGAUCUACAUUUUGAUGAAUCUUUGGUCAUUGGACAAAAAAUAGCACUUACCGAAAAAAUAGUAUCUGUUCUACCAAAAAUGAAGUGUCCAUAUCAGGUUGAACCACAUCAAAUUCAAGGCUUGGAUUGUAUUCAUAUUUUUCCUGUUGUUCAAUGGUUAAUAAAGCGUUCUAUUGAAAAAAGGAAAGAAAAAGGCGAAUUUUUGAUGUUUUAUGCUGCUAAUCAGUUUGAUAAGUUAAUUUGUUCUAAAAAUAUCACGGAAAGUGAACCUAAACGCAAAGAAAAAUGUGGUCAUCUCAAAAAAUGUUUAACAGGCAAUAGAAAAACAAAUAAAUCUUUUCAUAAAGAACAGAGAAUAAUGGAAUAUAUUGACGAUUCAUCUGAUUCUGAAGAUCUGGAAACUAAUGAAUGGUUUAUUAAAAAAGAAUUUGAUCCUCAGGACUUUAAUGAAGUUGUGAUGACUGAUGAAGAGAAAAUUAUCAAGUUACAAGAAGAAAAACAAAAAUUAAUAGAAGAAUUAGCACAAGCGCAAGAAGAGACCAAGAAAAUUGAAAAUGAAAUAAAAGAAAAAUCUUUUCAUACUAGUAAUAUGGAAGAGGAUAAAAGACUGGAUUAUAAAAAAGUUGAAAUUCUUUUAACUGAAUAUGAAAAAAUAAAAGAAACUGAAGAAGCAUUCCAAAAAGAGUGUGAAUUAAAAAUGGAAGAAUACCAAGAAAAAAUAAAUAAAGCUAAGUUGUUAUUAGAAGAGCCUGUAGAAGAUGAUACAGAACUCAAAGAAGAAUUAGACAAGAUAAGGAAUAUGGUAGAAGUUGCUCGGUCAAAAUUAAGUAAAAAAGCCAGAGCAGUUGGAUUGAUGAAACGCAAACUUGAUCAUAUACCUGAUAGAGCUGAAUUGGCUCAAUAUCAAAGACGAUUUGUUGAAUUGUCCAACGAGGUGUCUGCCAGAUAUAGAGAGACAAAACGUCAUUAUGCUCUUUAUAAUACCCUUAGUGAUGUUCAAAUGUAUUUGAAUAAAGAACUAUCACUGUUAAGUUCAAUUCUUGAUGCUUAUCCUGAAGCCGAAAAGUCACCAGAGGCUAAAGAACAGUUUUUGAGACAACUAGAAAAUAUAGAUAUCAGUGUAAAACAAACUUUAGACAGAGUGGAGAGUAAAAGAAACAAAGAGCAAAGUGUUAAAAGUAAUUUGAAUAAUCAGCUAUCCACUUGCAUGUCAGCACAUCGGCAAUAUUUAGCUGCUGUAAAACAGCUUGAGACUGAAAUUCAAAAAAAUCUCCAACUUCAAGAGCAAAUUGAUCAAUUAAAUAAAAAUGAAUAAUUCAAUUAAAAAAUUAUAAUAUC